Messenger RNA from Penicillium cosmopolitanum, 3360 nucleotides. RefSeq names its product EF hand domain protein. NCBI's taxonomy places the organism in Eukaryota, Fungi, Ascomycota, Eurotiomycetes, Eurotiales, Aspergillaceae. The transcript is spliced from 2 exons. Gene Ontology annotation, cellular component: cytosol; intracellular membrane-bounded organelle; membrane. The coding region runs from base 1 to 3360 and encodes 1119 amino acids. Gene Ontology annotation, molecular function: calcium ion binding; zinc ion binding. The record is from RefSeq and is a predicted model, not a curated record.
AUGUCCGAGCCGCACUCCGGACCGGUCUCAUUGGCGCGAUAUCGUCCUAUCCUGUACCUUUUUACCGGCGUAGCAGCUGCCUACGCCCUGCUAUACAUACAUAACAAUGUUGUCUCCCCGCAGUCUUCGGAAGCCUCACUCCGUCGUCGCAACGCCGUGCGCCGCACUCGUCGAACCGAAGCCGAAGAACUGGGCCUCACCGGAACACCAUCCUACCGCGCAAUCACCCACCUGGAGCAGCUAGAGCGUCAGAAUGGCGUAUACGGGACAUUUCGCAUUGAGACAGAAGACGGACGACGUGUGGAAAGUGGUCUGCUGCCGUCGUUGCUGGCAACACGCGACCAGCUGAUGGAGGAAGUGGGUGUUCCUCCAGCUCACGCGGAGCGCAUGCGUGAAAUGAUGGAGGAUACCUUUCUCGAAUCCUUUUUGGCCUUGGAUUUCCCUGCUUCGCACACCCUACCGGAGGACACUCCUGAACGCACCUACUUGACAGAGCAGCUACAACGACGGGGAAUCUCCCGGGCUGGAAUCGAAAGAGCGCUCAUCCGUUUCAAUGGCGAUGAGAACUACGGCGACCAAUUGCGUCAGCGCAGACAAAACGGCGAGCGCGUCACCCUUUCAACCUCGACUUUCCCCGACGUGGCUGCAUCCGCUCAGAACCCCGAAGCCGCAGAGGCCCCGGCCGAUGACCAGAGUGUUUUUUCGUGGCGCGACGGCAACAAUGACGCAUCUCCUACCCGCGAAGGCCAAAAUCUGCUCAACUUAUUAUACCAUAUUGCGGAGGAUCAGGCACGGAGAGAUGGCUAUAUCCAUCGUGGUGUGACCUGCAACAGCUGCGGUGCCAUGCCUAUCCAGGGGAUACGGUACCGAUGUGCGAACUGCAUUGAUUACGAUCUCUGUGAGACAUGUGAGGCAAUGCAGGUACAUAUCAAAACCCAUCUGUUCUACAAAGUCCGGAUUCCAGCUCCAUUCCUUGGAAAUCCUCGCCAGUCUCAGCCAGUGUGGUACCCUGGCAAACCAGCCAUGCUACCUCGGAGCCUCCCCCGACCUCUUGCUAAGCGCCUGAUGAGGGAAACCAGCUUCGAAAACACUGAACUCGAUGCACUUUGGGAUCAAUUUCGCUGUCUUGCAAACUACGAAUGGGCCGACGAUCCAAAUAAGCUCUACAUGGCGAUCGAUCGCAAGACCUUCGAUCGAUGCUUUGUACCAAACACGUCUAUUCGACCCCCUCCUCCAAGUCUAAUUUAUGACCGCAUGUUUGCCUUCUAUGACACUAACAAUGACAACCUGAUCGGAUUUGAAGAGUUCCUGAAGGGACUGGCCAGCCUCAAUAAUAAAAGCAACGAAGAAAGACUACGCCGUGUGUUCCGCGGAUAUGAUAUUGAUGGAGAUGGCUACAUUGAGAGGAAAGAUUUCCUUCGCGUCUUCCGGGCCUACUAUACACUCAGUCGAGAGCUCACUCGCGAUAUGGUUGCUGGAAUGGAAGACGACUUUCUGGAAGGAGGAGCGCGUGAUGUUGUCCUUGGCAGCCAACCGAUCAGCUCUGCAUUCCCGGGCAACAUCCCAUCGGGCGAAGCCUCGCGUAUUGGCGAAGGCAAGCGACCUAACCUGGAAGGCGAUAUGGAGCUUGUUGACCACGGAGGCAUUUUGCGACAUGAUGGUAACGAUGUCGGUGAUCGCCAUUUGGUCAUCGGUGAUUCGGCCGUGAGGGAACAAUUUGGUCGGACAAGGCCGAUGUUCCCAUCGACUCUACGACUCCCAGCGACUGGCUCAGAUUCUCGUGGGCCUAACCCGGCUCCGCCCGGGGACGAGGAGGAUGGCGACGAUAACGACGGCGACGAUGUUGACGACGACGAGGAGGAGGAGGUAGAAGAAGAUGAUGACGAUGAUACCGAGUCUGACGCAUCUGGCUCAUCAGCAGGUAGCGGUGGCUGGCCGCCAGCUGAGCACCUCCUCGAAGACGACAUUAUUCACGCCCUCGGAACGUAUGUGCCCCCUCAGGAAAUUACCGAUCCGAUCGAUAGAGCUCGAGUGGUGACAACGAUUUACCACAGGAUGCGCGACGAUGACAGAAGACGGAUUGACGAAGCCCGGCGACAUGGUAUUGACGAACGUUGGCGGAGAAGAGCGUUCUAUACCGAUGAAGAGGACGGCGCUUCCAUUCCCGAUGGCUAUCAGAAAGACCCGAACUUCGACGACCUCUCCGAGGAUAACGAUUCUGUGGAUGUCCGGUUCCAGGAUGAUCUCACAGAUGACUAUGAUAUUCGAUCUAACCCCUCAACUUCCUCUCGGAGUAUCCCAGUCGGCGAGCGGUGGGGUGGCUUUGAGAUCCCGGAGGUUGAAAAGGAUGUCGGCAAAGAAAUUCUCUACCAAGUUACUCAACAGGGCUUUAACGAACUACUCGAUCUUUUGUUCAAGCAAAAGGAGGACCUGCUCAUGGAAGUCUGGCGUACCCGUACAGACCGCAAAGUCUGGUCCCAUGAAAUCGAUCUCGUGCAGCAUACAGGGCCACCGCCAGAGCCUCCCAAAGAACAAGAACGGGUGCCCAAUAAUGAAGAAGAGCUCGAGGAAAUGACUAAAGAUCAACCUCUUGACGACCUUCUUGAGAGUGCUGGAUAUUCAGUGGUACAAAGCCCUGCUUUGGAACCUACCAACCCAGUCCUGGCCCCUCCACUGCCUGACUCCUUGUUGCAAGACGACGAUGUCCGACCAGUGCACCUUUCCAACCCGGAAGAUGACAAUGGGCUUGGACAGGACCACUCUUUCGAUCAAAUGGACGAUGAAGACGUCACAGACAGCAGUUCACUCGCUUCCUACGAACUAGAAGAACAAAUUCUGAACACAGAAGACAUCUCCUUCGAAGAAGAAUCCUCGGACGAAGAGCCGGAAUCCUUCAUCGAUGAAUCAGCCGACUACGAUCCCACACUCCCACAAUUCCGUCCUGAUGUCGCUGAUGUCGCAUGCCAUGCCUCCCCUCACAGCACAGCGACCUCCGAUCUCCCAGAUCGCCUCCGCCUCGAACCAAAUGGUACAACUUCCCUUCCAGCGCCUCCAUCCCCACAAGCUUCCCCACAAGCAGAAGCAGUUGCACCAAAACUCCCUCCCUCCCCAAUGCAACCCUUACCACCACCAUCAAAAUCCAUCCAACCCGCAGCAGCGCAGGAUAACAUCACACCCCGACGCCCCUCUAAUCGUACCCUCGUCCGAUGGGCCUAUCUAAACCAGGUCGAGCGAGACGCCAAAGAGCGCGGUGGAAGCGGAGCAAGACUCAACUUUGACGAAUUCUCGCACCGUAUGGCUGCAGACAAGGGACGCCGGUUGGCCUUUGUCGCUAGUUGGAUUGAAAUGGCGAGUUUCUAG